Molecule: messenger RNA, 611 nt
Organism: Trachymyrmex cornetzi
Lineage: Eukaryota; Metazoa; Arthropoda; Insecta; Hymenoptera; Formicidae
Exons: 2
Coding region: 14-331 (105 amino acids)
Source: RefSeq, a predicted model, not a curated record
GUUUGAGAGAUUAAUGUUUCUCAAAAAAACUUGUGCUCAGGCAAAUUCAGUUUCAAAUAUUCCCUCUAUGCAAUUAGAUGCUGUAACAUCGAACUCAAUAGUCAACUCUUUACAAUCUUGUGAUAUAGUGGUGGAAGAUUCUAUAUCUAAUGAUAUAUCUUCUUAUAAUAUUUAUUAUGACGAAGCAUCACAGGCAAUAUCUCAGAGCUCACAUAGUGACUUUGAAGGAGUAAGUGCAAUUACAAAUACAUCACUUGAGAUGGGUCCGCCACCUAAAUUUCCUUCAGAAUCUGUUACUACACCUUGUUGCAUUACUAUGCAACUACAUUAAGAAAAAGAGGCCCCUCAACAACAAAUAGAGAAUGUCAAUGCAACUACCAGAAAGCGACCAUCAGAAAAUCAAUUAUUCUCUAAAAGAGGAUCAAAACAGAAAACGCCAAGUACAUUAAUGACAGAGGCUGUAGAGGUUCUAAAACAAUUUUGUACAUCAGAUCCACCUUCUUCAGCCUCAUCCUCUCAGAUCGAAACUGUUACUGAUACAGCUCAUACCCUGGCACUAUUUGUAGAAACCAGGCUUCGUUCAUUGCCUUUUGAGAUCCGAAAAGAAUGUG